Pseudovirgaria hyperparasitica is the source of this 1849-nucleotide messenger RNA. RefSeq lists its product as uncharacterized. The coding region runs from base 299 to 1765 and encodes 488 amino acids. The record is from RefSeq and is a predicted model, not a curated record. NCBI's taxonomy places the organism in Eukaryota, Fungi, Ascomycota, Dothideomycetes, Acrospermales, Acrospermaceae. The transcript has 2 exons.
GCUAUUUCCAGCAUCGCCUUGCUUGCUUGAUCAUCGCCUCCCUACAUUCCUGUCCUGGCCUGGCGAGACAAUUAAAAAAGAUCUACAAUAUCCGUUCUAUACGCCGUGCAGUCUCGAUCUUGAUCUCUCACACCUUCUCACCCUUCUCUGGUUGACUACUGCCUCACCGUUGGCCUGGCAUCUCCACGCUGGACCCUGACGUAAAAAAAUCCAUUGUUGACAAUAAACACCCCACGAAGAUUUCUCUCCCACAUCAACUUCACGCCCAAUCAACACCUACACACCACAACUGCCAGCAAUGGAACUGCAAACCGUCCAGAUUCUUGACGACUGGUCCAGCAUGUCCAGAGAUGUACCGCAUUCUCGCAACGCAUCCGCUGACUCAACUGGUACAACAAGCUCAAAUGGAACCUCAGCCUACCCGAUGAUUCUCGAACACGUCCUGUCAUAUCCAGGCACGUACGAGAUAUCUCUCCGUACCAUGUACACUCUCAACAGUGCUCCACGGACCCAUGGACCGAAUCGAUCGACAACUUCGUCGUACGAAAGCGACUCCUCAAACGCUUCGUCAAAUUCGCCCGUAGCCAAUACCACGCAGUUCAGCUCAGCUCUUAUGUCUCACAUUGCCAAGCUUCCUGCACAGCCGUGCUCUCUACCGCCAAGCUUUAUCAUCUCAUUCGUGCGCCGCUGCUUUCACCCAGAGUUGACCAUGGUCGACUUUCCCCAGGCUCUAGCCGCAUUGGAUUACCUGAACGAUCUCGAGAACAGGAGAAAGAAGGAAGUUCGCGCAGCAUUUGCAAAGCUCGGCAUAGAAGCAAGUUUAGAUGGCGAGGAGACAGACAGAGAGCGUGUAUUCAGUCAAUAUCCCGGUGUAGCCCAAUGGGUUAAGAACGCCGAAGCCAAGGAACGAAAACUUGACAGUGUAUACACUGCGGUUUAUCUCGGCCUUCGUCGAUGGGUCUUAAUUAACGAAAUGUGCCUCGAGCCAUUCCACAAGAACAACUGCCAUGCUAUGCUGAACACAAUCUUCCCUCCAAUCCCACCAAGAAAACAACCGACAAGUCUGCUGAAGCCCGAAGUCCUUAUGUCACAACGCGAGUCAUUCUUCCAGUACAUCAAUAAAGUCAGCAAACAUGGCAAGGCUGUUUUGAAGCCGCUCCAGAUGCACCAAAAGAAGGAGCAGGAUCUCAAUGGAUGGGCUGAGGUUGUCAGAGCUCUUGAGAAGUACCUCUUAAUUGCUAAGAAUAUGAUUGAUGACUGCGUGGACAUAUCAAUUGAGCCUUUCGUUGAUGAGGCUGCCAAGCGUGGGGGUCGUAAGACUGAUUCGGGUGUCAGUUUUGGCUCAGAUCGGUCCAAGGUAUCGGCGGCUCCGAGCAUCGGCGGCUCUAUCACUGGGGACUACAAAUCCAUGGAACAACCGUUGAAAGGUCUAUCGACCAUUGAGAAGAUUACGCGAGAGUUCAAGCGUAUGCGCUCAAAGUCCCGCAACCGUAUGGAGGUUGAGGAGAUUCGCCCACGUGUUGGCACACCAGAGAGCCUAAGAAGCGAGAGACCCAUCAGUCCACAGCAAGACAGGCUACGGGGAGUGAAGAAGAUGAAGUCAGCUAGCGCACUCAGCCAUAUUAGGCAAGCAAGCAGUGGUUCCAACUCGAAUGGUGGAUCUCGACAGAAUAGCGAUGCCUCGGCAUUCGAUCCUGAAGAAAUGCGACGCGCUCGACAGCGCUACGACGAAGGCGUUAAGCAGAACAGCCACGCAGGCGCAUAAUUGGUCGUCGACUUAUCCUGAAUUGCACGAUAUAUACGAUUUUCAUUCUAUGCACGCACGCGCGUGUCCGGCUCUUUACUACAA